AUGUUGGCGGCACUCCAGACAGCUUUGCAACGGGCGGAAACCAUGGAUCCCGCCUCUUUGAGCCUCCUCCAGAAAAGCUCCUCCCGCAGUGCCAGCGCCGACAAUGGCGCCUCGGCAGCGAUGGGAAGAGGAAUCUUGGGCUACCAGACGCUUCCGACGAGCGAUGAAAGCGACACCUCCCGCCCGCCGAGAAAAGUUUCAUACAGCGAUACGACGAAGAAGAAUGAGAACCACAACCACCACAGAGACCAGGACCACCACUCUUUGAGGCGGCGGAACGGGGCCGCCAGCUCGGAAGAGGCGGACGGGCCAGCAAAGGCGAACUCGUCGAAGCCAUCGUGGACGAAGGAGACGUUUCGCAAGUUUCAAUCCCUCGAAUUGGAGAACAAAGGAAGUGUCGCAAGAGACCACCUCGCUCUCGCUUUUGCAUCCAUUGGCGUCGCCGUGACGCAGCUGUUCCGCCUCAAUACCGGCUCUGCCUCUGCGAACAUGGUCGAUUUCGAUCACACAAAACUGCAAAAGAUGGGCCGGCCAUUGGGUGCGACAUUCCUCGUGAUCAGCAUCGUGACGCUGCUGCUGGGCUGCAAACGCUAUUUUCACGCACAGGAAUGGAUCCUCAAGGGCAAGUUUCCGGCCAGUCGCGGGACCAUCCUCAUCAUGUCAUUCGUGGCGCUGGCCCUCAUGAUUUUGUCACUGGUGGUUGUCAUUGUCAUACAACCUUCGUAG
Molecule: messenger RNA, 726 nt
Organism: Trichoderma gamsii
Lineage: Eukaryota; Fungi; Ascomycota; Sordariomycetes; Hypocreales; Hypocreaceae
Exons: 2
Coding region: 1-726 (241 amino acids)
Source: RefSeq, a predicted model, not a curated record